Gambusia affinis (western mosquitofish) is the source of this 2514-nucleotide messenger RNA. Its product is annotated as extracellular calcium-sensing receptor-like. Gene Ontology annotation, cellular component: membrane. Gene Ontology annotation, molecular function: G protein-coupled receptor activity. The record is from RefSeq and is a predicted model, not a curated record. Gene Ontology annotation, biological process: G protein-coupled receptor signaling pathway. The transcript is spliced from 6 exons. Bases 1 to 2514 code for a protein of 837 amino acids. Lineage: Eukaryota; Metazoa; Chordata; Actinopteri; Cyprinodontiformes; Poeciliidae.
AUGGCUUUGAUCAUCAUCCUCUUCCUUACUCUGCUUGCAGGAACAAAGCCAGAAAACCAGACAUGCAAAGUGAUCGAAAAGGCAGAAUUAAUGGAGUUUUCCAAAGACGGAGAUCUGAAUAUUGCGGGAGUUUUCUCUAUAACAAGUACAAGAACAUUGGUAGAUAACGACUACCAGGCAGUUCCAUACUCUUACUGCAAAGGAUAUAACCACAGGGAGCUGAAGUUUGCCAGAACAAUGAUUUUUACUGUGGAGGAGAUCAAUAGGGAUCCUUCCCUCCUCCCUGGAUUAAGGCUGGGUUACAAGAUCUACAAUGGAUGUGGGACUGAAAACCUGAUUCGAGCAGCUGUUGAAGCCAUAAAUGGAAAUGAUCCACUGGUCUGCGGCGGUCAGACGUUGGCUGUCUUAGGUCAUUCAGCCUCUGGUGUGAGUAACGACAUAAACACCAUUAUCAGUGCAGUGUCCGUGCCACAGAUCAGUCACCUGUCUACAUGCGCUUGCUUAAGUGACAAACUUCGAUACCCAACGUUCUUCAGAACCGUACCAAGUGACAAAUUUCAGAUCACAGCUCUGGUGCAGCUCAUGAAACACUUUGACUGGCGAUGGGUGGGGAUAAUUAAUUCUGUCGGUACGUACGCGGAAGAAGGUGCAUCUGAAUUUGUUAAAGAAGCACAAAAGGAAGGCAUAUGUGUGGAAUACACGAUGGUUUACCUGGAAGCAUCAGGUUCAAGGUUAAGAACAAUAAUAGAGACUCUGAAGGAGUCCUCAUCCAAGGUGGUGUUAAUGUUUAUGCCCCUGUCUCACGCCAAAGCAUUUCUUUCUCAUAUGGAGGAGUGUAACAUAACUGGAAAGCAGUGGGUUGGCAGUGAAUCUUGGAUCUCAGCUAAAUACCUUGCUUCUGCAGAGAGAAAGCACAUUUUGCAUGGGGCAAUAGGCUAUGCCAUUCCGGAGGCAUCCAUACCAGGCCUUGGAGAAUUCCUCCUUAGCUUGAAACCGUCUGAUGAACCACACAGUGCUCUAAUUAAAAUGAUCUGGGAGGAGUUCUUUGAUUGCAGCUUCACCCCAUCAAAUACCUCCACCUUGUGUACCGGCGCAGAAGAUCUGCGGACCAUCUUGAGUGACUACACAGACGUGGCAAAAUUCAGAGAAGAAAAUAAUGUUUACACAGCUGUUUAUUCUGUAGCAUUUGCUCUGCAUCUGCUUUUGCAGUGCAAAAACGGCUUAAACCCCACAAUGGGAAAUCCGUGCCUGACCAAGGAUGAAGUGUUUGAUGCCAUGAAGCGUAUAAACUUCACCACUAAAAAUGGGGCCAGAGUUUUCUUUGAUGAAAACGGUGACUCUAUUGCCAAGUAUGACCUUGUGAACUGGCAGAUGAAAGAGGACGGUUCAGCAGACGUAGUCAUCAUUGGCCAGUUCGACAAUUCCUUACCAGAGGGGAAGAAACUGAAACUAAAAGACAACGCAAAAAUAGUUUGGGGCGGCUAUAGUAAUGUGGUGAGGUCUGUCUGCAGAGAACCGUGUCCACCAGGGACUCGAAAGGCAGUAAACAAGAACAAGCCUGUGUGCUGCUUUGAUUGUUUUCAAUGUUCUGAAGGAACAAUUAGUAAUAAGACAAAUUCUCUCGACUGCUCACCCUGUCCACCCGAAGUUUGGCCAAAUGAGAUGAGAGACAACUGCGUUCCAAAACCCACCGAAUACCUCUCCUACUCGGAGACCACAGGGACACUUCUUACUGGUUUUGGCACCUUCGGUGUAUUUUUAUCCCUUCUCAUAACAACAAUAUUUUUUACUCAUAAAGAGACUCCCAUUGUAAGAGCAAACAACUCUGAGCUGAGCUUCCUGCUUCUGUUUUCACUGAAACUGUGUUUCCUCUGCUCACUGACCUUCAUUGGUCGGCCCACUCAGUGGUCUUGUAUGCUUCGACACACCGCGUUCAGCAUCACGUUCGUUCUCUGCAUUUCGUGUGUUCUGGGGAAAACAAUAGUGGUUCUGAUGGCCUUCAGAGCGAGACGUCCAGGGAGCAAUAUGACAAAGUGGUUUGGACCCGCACAGCAGAGAGUCAGUGUUCUCAUUUUGACUCUUGUUCAGGUUGUCAUUUGUAUAAUUUGGCUAACAAUUAACCCCCCUUUCCCAAAGAGGAACAUGCAGUACUAUAGAGACCGAAUAAUCUUAGAGUGUGCCCUGGGUUCAGCCGUUGGAUUCUGGGCGGUGCUGGCUUAUAUUGGAAUACUUGCUACCUUAUGCUUUGUUCUUGCUUUUCUUGCUAGAAAACUACCAGAUAGCUUCAAUGAAGCCAAGCUAAUCACAUUUAGCAUGCUGAUAUUCUGUGCAGUCUGGAUCACCUUCAUCCCAGCUUAUGUCAGCUCUCCUGGAAAGUUUACUGUGGCUGUGGAGAUAUUUGCUAUACUGGCCUCCAGUUUUGGUUUGCUGCUUUGUAUUUUUGCUCCAAAAUGCUAUAUUAUUCUACUGAGGCCAGAGCAAAACUCGAAAAAGCAAAUAAUGGGUAAGAUGUAA